AAUAUGGACACGAGAAUUUUGAACAUAAAUAAAAAAGAUGAAGAAAACAAUGAAAUGGAUGGUUAACAUUUAUAUUUGUUGUUUUACAUUGAGUAUACAUCUAUCUGAGCAAAAUCAAAUUGAAUCAGUGAGAGUGAUUACAUGGACAACAAAUCCACCAUAUUAUCUGCAAGCCAGCUUUCGUAAAGAUGAACACCACACAGGAAUCAUCAUGACUCUUUUACAAACUUCAAAAAAUAUAUGCUUGCAAAAGAAUGAAUUCACUAAAAUAGUACAUGAUGACGUCAAUCUUAUAAAAACACAUGAAGAACUUGUAGGAUUAAUUUUACAGAAUGACACAGAACGUAUGCUUCGAAAUUUAAAUAUUACUAGAGACGAAAAACAACUGAUUGUCAUUGGAGCUUCCUCAUUCGCCCAUUUAGACGAGGUCAACAAAAAUUUUAGCAUCAAGACAUUAGUUAACUCUGAACGAGCAGCUGUUAUAGUCCACAGCAACGACAACUUGUUACUUGUCAAAUUUUUCAGUGCUAUAAGUCAAUGUUAUGUUGUAAUAUAUUUUGCAGCUAUUGUGGCCAUUAUUGUUGCAACAGCAGUGUGGCUGCUGGAACAUCAAAUUAAUGAAAACAUCCCAAAGACGUUUAGCGAAGGCCUAUGGACCUGCUUUUGGUUCUGUUUUGUCACAAUGACAACAGUAGGAUAUGGUGAUAUCGUUGUUAAGCAUUUCGUGACAAAGACAAUAAUAAUUAUAUGGAUGGUGUUUGGCCUAAUGAUGACUUCCAUGAUUACAGCCACUGUUCUCGAGGAGCUUCAACAGGCAGUGGAUACGAAAGGCCACCAUGUGUCAGUCUUAUCAAAAUCUACCGAAACAGAAUUGGUUACACAACAAUUACAUGCAAAACCAAUAGAACUUGAGACGUAUGAAGAAGUUUUAAAUGCUGUAAAAGAAAGAAAGGUGAAAGCUGCAUUAAUAGAUGCAAAUGUUGCAGCAGUUUUGUUCAACCAAAAACAAUCUGAUGAGUUAAUUGUAGAGAGAAUUCUUACUGUUUUGAUGCCCAUAAACAUUUUUAUCCUGUCAAAGAACUGUUCGACAAAUGCACUGGUAAAUGCAGAUCAACGCAAAAGUAUAGAAGCUAUAUACAUUCCACCAUUAACUACAAAACUUUACCACAUUAGGGCAUUCACAAAGAUUUUUGAGAAAACAGAUAGUGGUGAGAUAUUAUAUACUACAAUUGUUGCAGGCUUUCUUGUCUCAGUAGCAAUUUUGACAGAGUGUAUUAAAUUCAUGAAAACUAAACUCAAUAGCAGGAGAGUGGAAAGCAAAAAUUGCAAAUCUGUUGAUUUAGAAAACAGACGGUUGAAAUUAAUUGCAGAUUUAAAGAAACUGAUUAAUGAUCUAGAAAGUAGAGAGAUUCAAAAACUCGAGCUAUCAAACAUGGUGUGUAGUUAAUAAUAUCUGGUAUAUAUAAAUAUAUGUGUAUUAAGACGUUUUUACAUGAAAUAUCAAUUAUAUGUGGAUGUAGCAUACAUGAUUUAAGAGUCACCUUUUUAGAACUAUAAUUUCUGCUUUUUUUGAAAAACAUCUCUCUAAAAUCAGUUUAAUUUUGACCUUUUUAUUGAAGCCAGCAAUGCAUCACAAUUAGCUGUUAACAAUUGUUUUUAUUGAAGGAAUGUGCCUACACUCAACAAAUAUAGCAAAUAUGGCUA
Hydractinia symbiolongicarpus is the source of this 1704-nucleotide messenger RNA. RefSeq lists its product as uncharacterized. NCBI's taxonomy places the organism in Eukaryota, Metazoa, Cnidaria, Hydrozoa, Anthoathecata, Hydractiniidae. Gene Ontology annotation, molecular function: delayed rectifier potassium channel activity. The transcript has a single exon. Gene Ontology annotation, cellular component: voltage-gated potassium channel complex. Gene Ontology annotation, biological process: potassium ion transmembrane transport. The coding region runs from base 38 to 1447 and encodes 469 amino acids. The record is from RefSeq and is a predicted model, not a curated record.